This is a messenger RNA of Drosophila innubila, 3575 nucleotides long. RefSeq names its product aspartyl/asparaginyl beta-hydroxylase (gene Asph). The record is from RefSeq and is a predicted model, not a curated record. The coding region runs from base 162 to 3305 and encodes 1047 amino acids. Gene Ontology annotation, biological process: peptidyl-aspartic acid hydroxylation. Gene Ontology annotation, cellular component: endoplasmic reticulum. The transcript is spliced from 14 exons. NCBI's taxonomy places the organism in Eukaryota, Metazoa, Arthropoda, Insecta, Diptera, Drosophilidae. Gene Ontology annotation, molecular function: peptidyl-aspartic acid 3-dioxygenase activity; protein binding.
GUUGCUCAGUCGGUUCUGUUUAGUUGCGUAUCGUGAUCGCGGUUGAGCUGUUCGCGGUCGAAUUCCAAGAUCUUAAAGACCGAAAAAAAGAAAACAUACAGUGAUUCUGAAAUACAUAUUAUACGCAAAAGAAAUUGGCAUUAAGAGAUAGCUGAAGAAUUAUGUCGGGCGAUGUACAGCCGCGAAAGCGUAAGGAUAAGCGCAAAAAACGUGAAGAUCGCAAAUCCGAAGGGGACGUGAGUGUUUUACGACAACCAAGCUUCCAAGAAGAUGACGAUUCAUCUUCUCACGGCGUUCACAUCACAAAGAUGGGAAAUGAUGACGUGCAUCUCCACGUGCAGCAACAGCACGGCACUGGAGGUCAUUGGUGUGCCAAGAUCAUAUUCUUCUCCCUCAUGGCUGUGCUCUUAGGACUCGUGGGCUUGAUUAUUAUGGAGAAUCGCGGUCUUGAGGAUUUGGACACUCCAUUGUCUCAAUCACGUUACUCUAACUACUUUGAUGGUUGGGUGGAAGAACAUCGUCAGGAGGAUGAACAUGAUGCACAUGGCUCCCAUGAAGCGGCUCCAGAUGACCACGAUGAUGAGCAUGAUGACGAACACGAUGAUGAGCACGAUGAUGAAUAUCAACAACAUUCUGGCGAAGAGGAGGCCGAAGACGAACACGAAGCGGAAGAGGAAGAGGAGGAGGAGGAGGAAGACAACAAUGCAGCUGAAAAUAUAACUGCUGAGGAGGAGGAGGAAGAUCAGGACGACGACGAGGUGGAAGAGUCUGUGGAACCAACACAAUCUGCAGCUGAUGGCGCUGAUGACGAUGAGCAGGAAGAGGAAGAUGAUGCUGACGAUGAUGAUGAUGAGGAGAUCGAAGAAUCCAUCGAGCCAACAAUUUCGCAUUCUCAAGCUCAAAGUGCGCCGGAAACUGCAGAAGAGGAGGACGACAUUGACGGAGAAGACGAAGAUGAUGAUGUUGAUGAGGAAGAGGAGCUGGAGGAUUCCAAUGAACCAACCAUUUCGCAAUCUCAACCACAGACUACAGCUGAAGAGGAGGAUGAUAAUGAUGAUGAUUUCGAUGAUGAUGCUGACGAGGAUAAUGACGAAAUUGAAGAUUCCACGGAGACUGCAGCUCAAAGUGCUCCCGACGCUGCCGAUGAUGAUGAUGAUUUAGAUCAGGAUGACAACGAUGAGGAUGAUUUUGAAUCCCUCGAUCAGGAUAUAGAUGAUGAGCCUGAGGAACGUAAAGCUAGUCAGGAUCAGAAAAGAAACAACGAAAAGAAGGUGGAGCAGGAUGAAGAGGAAGCACCUUCAACAACAUCUUGGUUGGGUUCACUUGCCGUUAAAUUUGGCGUUGGCAUUGCACUUGCCCUUGUUUCACGCCUUGUAUUGAUAAGGAAAAAUCCAAAUACAAACGAGGAGGAGGAACCCAAUCCGGAGCUCAACAUGAGACGCAGGCUGACAAUAGCCACAGCUGAGGAUAAUAUACCAGAUGAUAUUGAGGAGUUGCCACCACUUGAUGACGAGGAAUAUUCCGAAGAGGAGAUCGAAAUUGAGGAGGAAAUUGAAGUGGAGAUGAGCGAUAUCGAGGAAAGCGACGAUAAUGUCGCAAUCAAUGCCAGCUAUAUGCCAGAAACAUUUGAACAACUCAGUGCCAUGUAUAGAUCAAAAAUGGAGACAAAAACUGAACCCAAAGCCGAAUCCAAAUUCGAACGGAAACCCCAAUCGGAACCCGAACCAGAACCAGAACACGAACCCGAUCCCGAUCCCGAACCAACAACAGCUACAGAUAUCUAUGUGGAAUACGAAGAUGGCGAUAUUGAGGAUUACGAACACGAUGAAAUCGAUGAGGAGGAAAUAAGCGACGAGGAGGAGGACGAGAUAUCAGAUGUCGAUGAUGCUGAACUCAUGAGCAGAUUGGAAGCCAAAUACGGCCGACUGCCGGCCAAGGAAUUCGAAAGUGAUCCAGAUUCAGAUGAUCCCUCCUGGACACAAAUAAAACCCAAGAAUCCAACGGGCGCAAAGGCCGAAGAAGUUGCCGAUGAUCUUUUUGAACAGGAAUUGCACAAAGCAAAUGCCGAAAUGAUCAAUGAGAAUCCUGCGAAAGCUUUGCGUGCAUUUAACAUCCUCACACACACAUACGCACACAAGCCGACGGCACAUUUGUCCCGGGCACAGGCGCUGGAGAGGAUGGCUGAUACACGUCGCAGUAAUCAGUUGCUCCAGGAGGCCAUCGAGUCCUACAAACGCUAUCUGGCCUUCGGUGAACUGAUCACAAAUCAGAGCGAGUUUCGAAUAGCGAGCGAGCGCUGUAUUCAACACUUGAGAUUUCUGGGUCACACACAUCAGGUGUUUUCUAUUCACGAGCUGCUUAUUGAACGAUAUCCGGAUGAGGCACAACUACGGAAUCAACUAUCACUCAGCUACCUGAUGUCCAAUAAUUUGGCCAAGGUGCAACAUGUGGCAGGUGAAACACUAAAGCGUUGGCCCAAUAAUUCAGUUGCACAGCUUCACUUUGGACUGGCAGUCAAGCAGUUAACCGGAGAUUAUGCUCGAGCUUUGCCUUACUUGGAAUUUGCCAUUCAGUCCCAGGAGGCGGGCACACAGGAGGCCUAUUUCUACCUGGCACUUGGCGAGACACUGCAGCGUCUGGGAAGGCACACGGAGGCGUGGCAGUUGCAUCAAAGUGGCGUGGAUAAAAAGUUUUUUCUCAGCGUCCAUCAACGUUCGCUGUACAAUGAGCCUGGCCUGAAAGCCAAACCCUUUUGGCAGCUCACCGAGACGGGGAUUGCCCCUCAGCUGGAGCAACUGCAGCAUAACUGGCGUGCCAUACGCAAUGAGGCACUGUCGUUGCUCAACAAACACGGUAACUUUCAACCUGAGGCGGAACAUCUGCGCGACACUGGCAAUUGGCAGCAAUAUGAGCUGUUCUCCCAGGGAAAGCGUCUCCAUGCCAAUUGUCAACGGGCUCCCAUCACCUGUGCUCUUCUCGCCAAGCUUCCCGCCUUCACCACCUGCCAUCGGGGUCAGGUGAAGUUCAGCGCAAUGCAGGCACUGACACAUGUCUGGCCACAUUGUGGACCCACCAAUUGCAGACUGCGUGCUCAUCUGACACUGCUGGCACCGGAGCCACACUUAACCAGCUUGCGAGUGGCCGACCAGCAGCGCACGUGGAAAGCAGGCGAGCUGUUUAUAUUCGAUGAUAGUUUCGAGCACGAGGUUUGGCACAAUGGAACCCAGCUACGCCUGGUGCUCAUCCUGGACUUUUGGCAUCCUGAUUUGAGUGAAUCUCAACGUCGAAAUCUGUCGCCGAUUUGAAAUUUCAACUUAAUUUAAAUAAUGUGUCCAUUUCUUCAGAUAUCCAAUUCAUAAAUGUUCUUUUGUUAAUUGAUUUACGUAGAUCACAGCAAUAAUUUAAGUGUAACUCUUAAUCAAUAAGUUUUGAUAUGAAUGCGUGUUUAGUUUUAAUAGAAACAUUUACCCUAAGUCUAUGAUUAUGAUAAAUGACUAUUGUUGCUUGUUUGGCAGCUUUUUUGCUGCUGUAUUCAAUCAAUUUUGUAAAUACAGUAAUCUUUUAAAUUUGAAAAA